AUGGAGACAAAUUGGAAUGUGUCUGAGACCGGGAUUUGCGUCCAAUGCAUCCCAAUGACCAACCUUUCUUAAAGCUUUCUCCACUUUUUUCUUUCGUUUUGGUGUUGUGCACUAACGGCACCUUCAUCAUAUAUUCACCCCUUUCACUCUCAUUUUUUUCUUUCCUUUUAAUUUUAUUUCAAUUUUGGAGUCAAUACACGCUCAGAUUCAUCAUCAUCUCAGUCUCUUCAACCUUCAAACCUCCGCGUUUUCUAGUGCCUUGUUGCUACUUACACCCUAUUGUUGAAAAGUCAAUCCCCCACAAAUCCCUUUUUCCACAUCCACCCCUUCUCCAUUUCCUUCCUUCAAAACAUUGCUUACCCUUCUCUUUUUUCCCCCAAAGUUUCGUUCUUUUGUAUCUUCUCUCAUUCAAAGUUUGAGUCUUCCGCAUUUGGGGUGCCCUGAAUUGCCGUGCAAGUUCAGAUCUGCUUACAGAAUUCAUAUUUGAAUCGGUGAAGAUUUUGAAAAUGAUCGUGAGAAAAGGCAUGGGGCGAGCAAAGUCACUGCUUUUGCUGCUUAUGGUGCUUUUGUUUUCCUUUGCCACUUAUAAUUUGGUAGCUAUGAUCAUGGACCAUAAGGCAGAUGGGUUGGAGUCUUUGAAUAGAAAAAUGAUGGUAUCGGGAAAGACUAAUUCAAAGUUUCAUGUUGCCGUGACCGCAACCGAUGCCGCUUACAAUCAAUGGCAAUGCCGGAUUAUGUACUAUUGGUAUAAGAAAGUGAAGGACAUGCCUGGAUCAGAUAUGGGGAAAUUCACCCGUAUUUUGCAUUCUGGAAGGUCAGACCAGCUGAUGGAUGAGAUUCCUACUUUUGUGGUUGAUCCACUUCCUGAGGGCUUGGAUAAGGGUUAUAUUGUCCUAAAUAGACCAUGGGCUUUUGUUCAGUGGCUGGAGAAAGCAGAUAUUGAGGAAGAAUAUAUUCUGAUGGCAGAACCUGACCACAUAUUUGUAAAGCCUUUGCCUAAUUUGGCUCAGGGAACCCUGCCCGCAGCAUUUCCAUUUUUCUAUAUAAAACCAGAUCAGAAUGAAAAAAUAAUCAGGAAAUUCUAUCCUGAGGAAAACGGUCCUGUUACUGAUGUUGAUCCAAUUGGCAAUUCUCCUGUAAUCAUUAAGAAGUCUUUGAUGGAGGAAAUAGCUUCCACAUGGGUAAAUGUUUCAUUGAGAAUGAAAGAUGAUCAAGAGACUGAUAAAGCUUUUGGAUGGGUGCUUGAAAUGUAUGCUUAUGCUGUGGCAUCUGCAUUGCAUGGUGUAAAGCAUAAUCUUCGCAAAGACUUUAUGCUUCAGCCACCUUGGGACUUAAAUGUUGAGAAUAAGUUUAUCAUCCACUAUACAUAUGGAUGUGACUAUAAUAUGAAGGGGGAACUGACAUAUGGGAAGAUUGGAGAAUGGCGUUUUGACAAGAGGUCUUAUCUUUUGGGUCCUCCACCCAAAAACCUGCCCUUACCGCCUCCAGGAGUUCCUGAAAGUGUGGUGCGGCUUGUUAAAAUGGUCAAUGAGGCUACUGCAAACAUACCUGAAUGGGAUUCAUUAAACAAAAGCUGAGGGAAUGAUGAUAAACCAUAAAGCCAGUGAUUUUGAGAUGAGGACUACAAAUACCAUAUCAAAAAUAGAUUAGUUUAAGCAAAUAGGAGUUGUGAUAAAUACAAAUGAUGCUUGUGCUUUCUAUGAAAAUAGAUUUUUUUUUCUUUUAAUGGCCAGGAAAUUCUUUUACAUUCAAACGUAUACAAGACCUUUACAAUCUAUUACACUGUUGUAGUUUUGCAAACUGAUUGUUAUCAUAUUGCAACCAAUGGAAUGGCAUCUUAUCCCUUUUGUUUUCCCCCACCUUUGGUGGAUGAAACUAA
Messenger RNA from Glycine soja, 1879 nucleotides. RefSeq names its product hydroxyproline O-arabinosyltransferase 3-like. Bases 507 to 1577 code for a protein of 356 amino acids. Gene Ontology annotation, molecular function: glycosyltransferase activity. The record is from RefSeq and is a predicted model, not a curated record. The transcript has 9 exons. Lineage: Eukaryota; Viridiplantae; Streptophyta; Magnoliopsida; Fabales; Fabaceae.